Molecule: messenger RNA, 5214 nt
Organism: Symbiodinium sp. CCMP2592
Lineage: Eukaryota; Dinophyceae; Suessiales; Symbiodiniaceae
Source: the annotation of a GenBank genome assembly
AUGUCUCUUGCACGGCAUCGCCGUGUCGAGUUCAGGAAACCAACAGAUGGUUCUGGCGAGUCAUCCUUGGGCUGCCGAUUCUGGCCGGAGGCGUCUGACGGUGCCAUCGCUCGAUCUGGACUUUUCCUAACCAACCGAGCGACUCAAUUCGCUUUGGUUUGUGGAAAUCGCAGGACAGUGCAGGUUACUUGGAUUGCUGAUGCCACUCGGGUCGCAGGGUUCCAGUACGUGCUUAUGAAGUUCGACCUCCCCAUCGACCCGGCAUUGUACUUGGUGCGGCAGGCCAGACGCCUGCAGCUGCCUUACACCCGCUUGAGUGACAGAAGCUACAUUCCCGCGCCAGGGUCUGCUGGGCUGGAACAGGUCCGAGUUACGAAGCUCGAGCUGAAGUUGAAGGACCUCGCGGUCGUUGCAGCAGAGGCCCAGGCCGCCAAGCGGAUCACGGUCGUUCAGGCACUGCAAGAUCGGUACUUGCGCUGCUCAAUUAUGGUGGGCUUUUUCCUUGCGUCCUACCAGCAGCUUACGGGAAUUAAUGCACUGAUGGCGUACUCUAAUGGCCUUUUCGCACAAGCUGGAAUUCCCGACAAUGACCUUACGCUGGCUUCUGUUGGGAUGUGCAUCGCCAACGUACUCGUCUCUGUUUGGAGCACCCAGCUUGUGGAUAACAUGGGCCGGCGUUCCUUGCUGCUCUACGGCUGCAUCACGCAGAGCCUAGCUAUGGCAUCUAUGGUGUACGUCGUGCAGUUCUUGCCUCUGGUGGUGCAGGGAAUUAGCGCCUUCGUCUUUUUCAGCUUCUUCGUGGUUUCCUGGAAUUUCGGCCUCGGAGCUAUCACGUGGCUCUGGCUCUCGGAGAUCUACCCCUCGGAAAUUCGAGGACCUGCGCUCUCCGCAUGCGGAGUCAUCAAAUGGUUGAGUUGCUUCUUCGUUGUGCUGAUCGCACGGUUGAACCAGUCGGGACAUGCGAUUCUGCUUCCAGCUUGCUUCUCCUUCAUGUCGUCUCGAGGAACGGAGACAGAAGAGGAACGACAGCGACUGGACCAGGAAGCACGCGAGGGCAUGCAAGAGUACAUGAAGCUCAUACAGGAGCUAGCGGAGGGUGGGAACAUCCGUGCCCAGAAAACCGCAUGGAAAUGGGACAUACGGCAACGUGUGUGGAAUUUCUUGGAAGAUAACGACCUGGCGGAUUUUCCAAGACCCGUGCACCAUCGCAUCCCUAACUUUCAGGGCUCUGCACGAGCCGGGGAGCGCCUGGCUGAGCUGCCUGAGUUCAUUGACGCGAAGAUCGUGAAAGUGAACCCAGACACGCCACAGAAGUCUGUUCGGGUCGCAGCGCUGCGCUCCCGGAAGAUCCUCUAUGUACCUCAGCCACGUCUCAGGACAGGCUUCUUCUCACGGAUUGAGCCUGGAACUGUCCCACCUGACAAGUACAACUUCGCAGCAACGGCACGCGGAAUGAAGCAGCUUGCAGACCCCAUGGACUUGGAUGAUAAGACAAAGAUCGACGUUGUAGUCGUGGGGUCGUCAGCUGUGCAUCCUGAAUCAGGAAUCCGUGUUGGCAAGGGUGAAGGCUUCGCAGAGUUGGAGUAUGGCAUCAUGCGCCAGCUGGGCAUGAUCGAUGAAUCAACGCCGAUCAUCACCACUGUGCAUGAUAGCCAAGUUAUUGCUGAUGAUUUCCCGCCGAAAGGUAAGGGCAUGAUGAAGCACGAUGUGCCGGUGGACAUUAUCGUCACACCCACUCAAACCAUUUAUGUGGACAAGGCGAAGCAGCCAACCAAGCCAAAGGGCAUCUACUGGGAUUUGUUGUCUCGUGAAAAGUUGGCGACCAUCCGGGUCCUACAGGACUUGAAAGCGCGAAUCGAGAGCCAGACCGGUAUACAGCUGGAACUGGCGGAGCAGGAGGAGGCUUUGCCUCCGCUGGCGAAGCGCGGAUCUCCCCGAAAAGACAAAGCCAAGCAUCGAAAAAAGGAGCCCCAAACGAAAGAGAAGGAGAAGGCCGCGGUAGCCCAGAGCACUGGGCUCAAGGGUUCCGUGAGCGCCCUGGGCGUGGUCGGAAUUUAUUUCUGGGUCCUGGAGACAAAAGGCUGCGACAUGGAGGACAGCCCAAUGACGCCGCGGAGUGAGAGAUCCAGCUCAAGUUUACUGGGGGGAGGCACUUCUCCUGCAAGUCCGGUGCAGGAGCAUUUGAUGGGCGUGGCCGAACGCGAAGAGGAAGAAGAGGACGAGGAGGAAACAGCAGUUCCGAGGGUCUACCAGCAGGCAAACGCUUCCUACGGCCCUGUGAAGACCGCCGGGCUGGAGGCGAUGAGGAUCACUCGAGAUGGCGUGGAAGACACGCUCCUUUAUGAAAUCAUGUACUUCUCGCCAGUUGAGCUGGGAGAUGAGCGGUACACAAACAAGUUGUACUUCCAGACGGAGAUCUACCACCGGAAGUGGCCGACUUUAAUGGCCGACCGUAUGGCUCACCAAAUAGAGAAGUUGAAGCAUUGUGAGAUGGGCAUCGUUGCUUUCGACGACGAGUUCAAGCAGAACCACAGAGAGGCGGUCCUAACGCACUGCAAGAUGGCCUUGGCUUACCUCGACGCACGCGAGGCCCGCAUCGCGAUGAAGCUCUGCGAGCAGUGCAUCCCAGCCACAAAGUCGAGCGAGCCGCGGCUUCAGACCGACCCUGAUGCGGACUUCGACUUCAUGAGGAUCAUUGCCCUCUCGGUGCUGGCGUGCGCCGCGCGAAGGAUCAAGUUCUUCCAGAAGGCCAUCGAUGCUCUUGGAGAAGCGAAGAGCCUCUGCCUUGCCGGGGGAGAUACCGUGCAGCAGCAUCCUUUGCUCAUUGCUCUGACGCUUCUGAACCUUUCUGCAGUUCUGGGUGAUAUUGACCACGACGAGCAUGGCCUGCGCUGGGGCUUGGAGGCCUUGGGUCUGAUGUACAACGUCUUCUCAAACGUGGAACUGCCUGAGAUGGUCCAGGCCUACUAUCUGGCCCUGGCCUGCCACAAUGCUGCGCUGCUGGAUGUGAAGCUGGGGCGCUGGGCAGAAGCGCAGGAGCUGGCGGACGAAGGCGUCGAGUUCACCAAGGUGCUUGGUGAGAACGAUGACCACUUGAGAAGUAAGCUCAUCAGCAUAGGUGCUCAAGCCAAGCACGUGCCAGAGGGUUUCCUGUCAGAGGCGGUGAAUGCCCUAAACGGCUGGGGAGAGGAGCGGGGCGUCUGGAACCUGAGCUUCUGGGACUUUAGCAUGCCAGAGAUCCAGGAAGUCAUCAGGGUUCUGGAGAGCGCUGUCACCCUGAACAAGCUCGUCAUGGAUCAAAAAGAUGAUGACAGGCGCUACGAGCUUUCGAUAGAAAAUCGCAACCUGGUACAACUGAUGAUGGCGGUUGUGAGCUGCCACUGCUUGGAAACCGUCACCAUCUCAGGAACUGAUUAUCGUCCGCGAAAGGUGUGGAGGCGCGUGAAGAGGCGUGGCUUCUUGGAGACUUCCUGGUAUGCCUCUGCCCUUAACUUUUCCGAUGUGUGGGGCGGCGGCUCUCAAAUGCCGGAGACUGGCCCCUAUCAAGGGCUCAUCGCAGACAUCAACCACUUCUCCAAGAGGUUAGUCAUGGCUCUGCUCAUCGUUGCGAACGAGACAGAUGGAAUAGACCUUUCAGACAAUGGCAUCAACGCUGUGAGCGUCAGCAUGCUGGCUGAUGCAUUGAAUCAUCCGGAGAGGCUGUCACGCACCCGCGCAUGCCGGUCUCUCGUGUUGCGGAACAAUGAUCUGGACCCGGCAGCCGCUUCCGUUCUUGCGAGAAUUUGGGACUCGGUGCAGCAGCACGACGAGGGCAAGGAAACCCCGGACACCGAUGGCGAUGGCUUCGAGGAUGAGGACGAGGAAUAUGAUCCCGAUGCAGAGAGGGAGAACGAGACCCUGGGCGUCACCUCUCUGGAUGUGUCGCAGAACACGAAAAUCGGCGAUGAAGGCUUUAACGACCUGCUGCAGGGGAUGUCUCGCUAUCGCCGCUUCCAGGUCCUGAGGGCGGAGAACAUCAGCCUCAGCGCCGCAGGCUGCACCAGAAUCGAGAUCUUGGAGCAGACGAGGCUCGAUACGCUCUGUUUGUCCAAGAAUGCACUGGGCUGUCAGGGAGUGGCCGCUGUGUGCCAGGCGCUUGCCAGGUGCUCUCGGCUACGCCUCCUGGAGCUCGAUGGCUGCGGCAUCAAGCUGGAGGGCGCCAAGGCACUGCGAGAGCUGCUUAGGGAGCACAUCCGGAUCCAAGACAUCUCUGUGGCCAACAACCAGCUCGGAGACGAUGGUGGCGUGGAAGUCUGCAUGGGCGUAGCGGAAUCCAAUUCACUGAAGUCCGUCAACUUGGCACACAACGGUAUCUUCAGCGACUCCGCGGCUGAGACGAUUGCGGACAUGAUGAGGACAUGCCAGACACUCGUGAAGCUCGUGCUGUCCGGCAACCACUUGGACCACGUGGGACCGUCUCACAUAGGCAGCGCCAUCGAACACAGCCGCGUGCUGACACUGCAGCUCGAGGACAUGGGCUUUACUGCUGACUCCAUGGACGACUUCCUCGACCAGGGUGCUGCCGAGACUCAGGACCUGCAGGAGUUGGUAAUCAAUGGCAACCCGAUUGGAGAUGAGGGAUUGGCCAUCAUAGCCGAGAGCUUGAGUAUCGGCUUGAUCAACCUGCGCAUGUCCAAGUGUGGGCUCACCAAAGCCUCGCAGGCAAUGCUCUUGAGCCUCGUGUCCUUGUCCCCGAACCUACAGCGUCUGGACGUGUCGUACAACGACCUGGGGCCAGAGGGAUGCUCUGACAUGGUAAAGUGGAUGGAUCAGAACGACAAGGAGUCGUUCUCCCUGAACUACUUGGAGAUUUCGGGCUGCUCUUUGGGUGACGAAGGCUUCAAACAGCUUGUACCUGUGCUGGGCUCACUGCACUACCUAGGCCUUCGCGACAAUGGCAUCACGUCAGCAGGCCUGAAGGCGGUGAUGAGUUCAAACCAGAUGGUCAAACUACAGACACUGGAUCUCGAGGGCAACCGGAUCGGAGAGCCUGGCCUCCAUGCGCUGACUGAGCGUUUUCAGAAGGAGCACAAGCGUUCCCUCUGGAACCCCAAGCAGCUCACUUCCAUGAUCGACCUGGUGAUCCUGCGGAACAACGACAUCUCGCCUGCCUUGGCUGCCUCCACCGAGGCCUUCGUGAAGAUCUACAACCCGCUGAUGACCAUCAUUUGGUGA